CUGCUGGCAGGAGACACAGAGGAACCUCCAGAGAACUCCCUGGUGGCCGCCUGAGCAAAGCUCUGCCAACCUGUCAGUCCAGCCAUGCAAGAAGAGAGGGAGAGAGACAGAGCAAAGGAAAGGAGGGAGUGAAGCAGAGAUUCUUUGAAAUCUCAGCAGGACAUUAAGAUUUCCAAUGAACAAGGAAAACAACUCCUGGGACCUUCUGUAAGCUGAGGCAGAGAUGACGAAGAUGAAUGACCAAAGUGGCUGCUACAGGCCUGUAAAUAUCCAGGGAAACAAGGUCAGUUACCGCGGGACCUGUCGGGAAAGCCCGGAAAAGGAGGUGAAAAGGCUGCAGAAGAGAUUUCUCCACAAGGAUGGCAGCUGCAACGUCUACUUCAAGCACAUCUUCGGGGAGUGGGAGAGCUACGUGGUGGACAUUUUCACCACGCUGGUGGACAUCAAGUGGCGCCACAUGUUUGUGAUUUUCUCCCUGUCCUACGUGCUCUCGUGGCUGUUCUUCGGCCUGGUCUUCUGGCUGAUUGCUGUCCAGCACGGGGACCUGUUCAGCGACGAGGAGGUCACCCCCUGCGUGGCAAACGUGCACAGCUUCACGGGAGCCUUCCUGUUCUCCCUGGAGACCCAGACCACCAUCGGCUACGGGUACCGCUGCGUGACCGAGGAGUGCUCGCUCGCCAUCCUCAUGGUGAUCCUGCAGUCGGUGCUGAGCUGCAUCAUCGACACCUUCAUCAUCGGAGCGGCCUUGGCCAAGAUGGCCACAGCCCGCAAGAGGGCCCAGACCAUCCGUUUCAGCUACUACGCCGUGGUUGGGCUGAGGGAUGACAAAUUCUGCCUGAUGUGGCGCAUCGGGGACUUCCGGCCCAACCACAUGGUGGAGGGCUCGGUGCGCGCGCAGCUGCUGCGCUACAAGGAGGACAAGGAGGGCAGGAUGACCAUGGAGUACCGCGACCUAAAGCUGCUCAACGACCAGAUCAUCCUGGUCACACCAGUCACCGUCGUCCACGAGAUCGACAGCGACAGCCCCUUGUACGGCCUGGACCGCAAAGCUCUGGCCAAGGACAACUUUGAGAUCUUGGUGACGUUCGUCUACACGGGUGACUCCACGGGGACCUCCCACCAGUCGCGCAGCUCCUACGUCCCCAGAGAGAUCCUGUGGGGCCACAGGUUCAACGAUGUGCUGCACGUCAAGAAGAAGUACUACAAGGUGGACUGCUUGCAGUUUGAGGAGACCACGGAGGUGUACGCCCCUCACUGCAGCGCCAUGCAGCUGGAGCAGAAGGAGCAGGAGUGGAACCGCGCCGAGAAGGCGCGGGAGAAACAAGCGGAGAAGUCAGCCCUGGAAAUCAAGUACAACCAAAAGUCCCUCAGCGCUGUUGCCCUUGUCAGCAGUUGUGAGGACCCUGAAGAGCCGGUGACAGCUCCCAGCCAGCCUCCUGGAGAGGUUUCCUACAGGAAAGCAGCUGUGACCUUGAGCAGGCUCUCCAUAGAGUCCCAAAUCUGACUGUUCCUGCCGUUGAAACCCCUCCCUAAAAACUGUCCCCUCGUAGCUCCUUGGAUGCAAACAAUGAACUCAUGUGCAGCAGUAUUUAUAUCCCAGACCUCGCUGACAGCGUGCCCACGCUGUCACACACUGUCACACCCUGCCACACCCUGCUGGGCUGCCAGGGGCAGCUGUGGGCACAAGGGAGCAGCUUCCACUUGGGAUGCCCAGAGAGCCCCUUGAGCAAACCCUGUGUGAACUUUCUUUCCCUGCAGGGACCAGGGUUGGUCAUGCCCAGGGACACAGAAUGACCUUGGCAGGGCACACAAACCAUGCCCUGGGCCCUCGGGGUAGAGGUUUCAAAGCUGCUUCACUGGUUUGGAAAGGCCAUUCCCAGUCCCUCCAGGAGGCUCUGAAGUUCCAUUAUCCCAACAAAUGAUUCCUCAGGUGCAGCCUCAUCCCAGAGCUCCUCUGUGGAAUCUGCGGGGCUGUUCUUUGUAAGACAAGGGAAUAACUGACCCCAGUGUUCCUGGGUGGCUUUGGACACGUGUUCUCACCCUGCCCAGUCCUGUGGGAUCCACAGUGGGAUCCUGGAGAGCUUUCAUUCCCUAAUCAUGAGCCAUUCCCUGAGGUGCCGCUCCCUCACCAGCUGGAGGGAUGCAGGAGGUCAAAAAAAAAAUCAAAACAAACCUCCAGUUUUAAAUCAGCAAAUUCAGGUUGAGCCUUGAGGAGAAGAUCAUGUCUGGAGUGAGCUGUGCAAUAUUUUGUAUCAAAUCCUCUUUCAUUUCAUUUUGCUUUUCUUUUUAGCGUGUUGCACUUCCUUUCAAAGACAAAGAUCAAUCUGGAGAACAAACAGGGUAAUUCUGUCAAAAUGAAAAAUGCUUGUCUCAGAUGGCUGUGUAAAAAUGAUCCUUCACGGAGGAAUCCAACAACUCCUCUGUUGGCUCAAACUAGGAAAAAAAGGAAAAGGUUCUGAAGGUGUCUGUGACGUGGAAGUUCCUGCUCUGCACAUCUCUGUAAUUAUCUAGUGAGCAAUGCCUCAUCAUGCUUUUGCCCCUGAUGAUUGCAGCUCAUUUGCAUUGCGUUUAAUUAUCCUGCAAACAUAAAAUAAUCAUAUUGGAGUUUGUGGGGUUGAUCUCACCUGCCCAUAGCAGCCAAGAAAUUCAGUGUUUGCCUGCUCUCUCUGGUUACUGGAGCUCUUCUGUCUCCACAGAGGAGUUCACUCCACCUUCUUCAGGUUUUUGGGGAGCUGAGGGCAGCAGGAUGAGUUUUUCCUGGAAGUGUUCAUCCCUCUCCAUUUAUUGCUGAAGGAGAUGAAACGACUGCUGUGGAAAUGCUGGCUAACUUUAGGCUGCUAAAAUUAGGUCUGACGAGUCAUUCACAUCAUUCUGACUAAUUAAUUGGGUUUUUAUGAGCUCAUCACGUUUAAUGAAGAAAAAAAUAGCCUGCUAAGUGUUUUGGGUUUUUUUUUCCCCUGCAAUUUACUCCAUGUAGUAGUAGGAUUGCUGGAUUAUUUUCAUGUAUUUCUCUUUUGCUAGCACUUGUCUCUGGAUAAACAUGAUCCCUUUAGGUAAAACUGAAGCCUGGAGGGCGUUAGUUAUUCCAAAACUCAUUAAUUAGCCUAUUUUAUGUGCUGAUUCAUCAGCAGCAACCACUUAUAAGCGCAGUAAAAACCAUCUUCUUGUAUCCUGGAUUUAAACACUGGCAGACAUGGGGGAAAUAGUCUAGAAAAAAUGGAAAGGAAUGUAGGAAAAUGUAGGAAAAUGUGGAAGGGUCUCAGUACUUUCUGUGGUGUUGGAAAAAACACCACUGGGAUUGGAUAAAAUAGAAUAUCACCUUCCAGACAUGGGAAUUAACCCUUAAACUCCCCUCAGAUCCUGCCUGGGAUGCUUUUAUUUAAUGCUGGGCACCCCUUUUUGAGAAAGACGAGGAGCAAUUGGGAGAUGUGGAAGAGCUGUCAGUGAGGAAGGAAGGAAAUGGCUCAUGGUGUUUCUGUCCUAAAAGGGAUUGGGAGGCAAGGAGCUCUCAAACACAGAAAUUGCUUUUGGAGGGGGUGAAAUCUGGGGCUGGGAGAGGAUGGGACAGGAAAAGAUGGGAUCAAACUGGGGGAAAAGGGAGGGAAAAUAAUUAGGAAACACUUAACAAGGGUGAGUGAGACAGAGGUGAGGGUUUGUAACCUCUGUGGUGGCUCUGGGAAACCGGUGGAGGAGGAAGCAGAGUCAGGGGUGAGACAGAAGGGCCAGCCUGGAACUUCCCAAGCCUUCUGCUCUGUGAUCCCGUGAUUUCCGCCCACAGGGAUUGUUCCACGUGGACACAGCUGCACUGCUGGCUCUGCAAGAGCUCAACCAAAGGUGUUUGCUGCAUCACAGAGUAAAGGGACUCAGAGGGGUGAGAUACUACUGAGAUAAGUGACCAAAAUGCCCACAUUCCUUCCCAAGGUGCCAGAGCAGCUCCCCCUGUGCAGCUGGGGAGCUCAGCUGCCUUCCCCUCCCCAAAUUCUCUUCCCUGUGAGCCUCUGGGAAAAAAAUCUUCCCUUGGAGUGGCUUUGCUGGAAGUGAAACACCAGGAGUCUGAUUUAGGGAUUUGUGCUGCGUGUUUUGGCACAGAGAGAUACAAAUAAUAAAUACAAAUACAUGAGUAUGGCUGGUAAGGUGUGCCUGGGUCAGGAUGAGGGUCAGGAAGAAACUUCUCUCCCAGGCAUGUUAAUUUUAAAAAACCCACUUUAUAUCUUCUUCUACUUUUAUCUCCAGCCUCUGAUCCCAGCCCGUGCUGGAGACAGGAUGCUGGGGAGCCACUGCUCUCAACCAGCCUGCCUUUUUCUUCUGUUUGUUACUUUAAUUUCAUUUAUCCCAGUAUCAACACUAUGUAUAAUAAUGAUGAAUAGCAACGCAUGCAGUUCUUCCUUUUUCUUUUUUAUGAAUAAAGACAUCAAAGUAAAGAACAUUCCUCUGCCACACACCUUGUGAGAGCACAUUGGGCUUUUCUUCUCUUCAGCUGCAAGUUUUAAGCUUCCAUAUCCAGUUUUUCUGGGCAACCUGUGCCAGGACCUCACCCCCUUCACAGGGAAUAAUUUUUUCCUAAUUCCUCCCCGCCCUCUGGCAGUGGAAGCCAUUCCCUGUGUCCUGUCCCUCUUUCCCUGGUCCCAAAUCCCUCUCUAGUUUUCCUGGAGCUCCUUUAGUCCCUUGAAGGGGCUCUGAGGUUUCCCUGGAAGCUUCUCCUUUCCAGGUUUAUUUUUAGGUGGGCUCUGUGUUCUGGUAGAGCCAGUUCUUAAUCCUUCCUCCCUAGGAAUGGUUCCUGCAGGACACUGGAAACAAUGGAAAAAUAGGAUAAAUAGAUAAAUAAGAUAAAUGGGGGGGAGGCUCUUCUUCCCCCAUCUGCCCUUUCUCAAAUGAGGAUUUCCCAGGGAUUUUUUUCCAUGCCCACUGUAGGGCUAACAACAAAAAAGCAAACAAGACUCCCAAAAACCCAAUCAAAGGAACAACACGUGCAUCCCCCAGCAGGAACACAGACCUGAGCCUCCAGUCAUUCCCAAUUAAUUGGAGGAAAGCUCCUACCAGCCCAAAGGGAACAACAUGGAUAUAUUUUGGGCUGUUCCAUGGUAAAACAACAGGACUUUCCUGCUCUUCCAGAGCCUUGAACAUCUCCUUGGGGCUUCCAAAAGGCAAUUCCUGAAGCUGAGGUUCAGCAGCUCCUUCCCAGCCACCACUAAGAGGCAGGGAUUGGAAUUUCUGUGUGAAAGUUGCUCACCCCAUCCCCGAUUUUCCACAAAAUUUACCAGCUGAAGCAAAAUUCUAACAAACCACCCUGCACUGGCCUCCUGACUCAUGAUUAAAACUUCACCCUGGUUAUUUUCCCUUGGAAAGCAGCACCGUUGUUCCGGGUCAAGAUUCAUUUAUGUCAAAGGGGGUAUAAUAAGAGAUUAUUAUAUCAUUUAUUUUUCCAGCCUUGCUCACCACCAUUCAUUAGGGCAGCUGGCAUCUCCUUCCCCGUUAUCAUGUGUCAUUUAGUGCAUAGUUUUUGUGAAGUUGGGUUUCAGAUGUGGGACAGGGUAUUAUCCCCUUGUUUAUCCCUUGUUUCUCACAGGCUGUGCAGGAGGUCUGAGCUCACUUCAGGAAAUAGCAGGUACCUUUCAGGGCAUCAGAAAUAUUGUGUAGGAGAAAAAAAAAAUUGCUUGUAAGCUUUUUUUGGUUCUUAAAUCUUUGCUGGUUGGAACUGGGAACCUGCAAACAGAAGAAGUUGGUGGCUGUGGUGGGCAGGAGAGGCCCAAAGCAGGGAAAAGGAAGAAGCAUCUGACAACAGAGUCACUUCCAGGCAGAAAAGGGGAAGUGUGGCAGAACCAGGCUGAAACAAGAAGUUGAAAGUUUUCAUCUGGGCUGAAAAAUGUGGAUCAGUGUUUUUGAUGCCUCAGGUU
Messenger RNA from Passer montanus (Eurasian tree sparrow), 5894 nucleotides. RefSeq names its product potassium inwardly rectifying channel subfamily J member 16 (gene KCNJ16). Gene Ontology annotation, molecular function: inward rectifier potassium channel activity. The transcript has 3 exons. Lineage: Eukaryota; Metazoa; Chordata; Aves; Passeriformes; Passeridae. Gene Ontology annotation, biological process: regulation of monoatomic ion transmembrane transport; potassium ion import across plasma membrane. Bases 224 to 1504 code for a protein of 426 amino acids. Gene Ontology annotation, cellular component: plasma membrane. The record is from RefSeq and is a predicted model, not a curated record.